GAGCGCGUGCGCGAUCGAAUUCUCGUUUCUCGGCUGUUUAUUUUCUUCGCGCGUCGAAGAAAUAUCUCUCUCGGCUUUGUGAUCAUAAACACAGUUGUACUUUGAAAUUGUAGCUGUGCCAAAAUAGGAGAUGCAGUGAUCCGACAUAGACUCGUUUGAGUGUGAAAAGUUGAACGUAUAAAAGUGCAAAAAUGAAGCAGCUCAGUUUUAACGAGGUCGCGUGCGAUACGCGAUUUUACGCCGAGGGCAUGGAGAGUCUAACCAGAAAAAAUUUGAAGAGGAACCUUUUUCACGACGAUACAUAUAUUAGCGAUGUCACACCGAGAAAAGUGGCCAAGACGUGCGCGGGACAAUCGCUGAGCGAUUUGGAAGCAGAGCUGUUCGGCAAUAACCGCCUGCGCGAUUCGUACUCGUGGAACAAAUCCUUACCCGAGCCGCUGCAACAGAUGAUCAAGAUCGAACUGUCGCGCCAGACGAACAACAAUAAUCAAACGAAGAACCACAACAACGAGGACAUCGAGAAUCGAUACCGCGACUUCAAGCACUUGAGUCCGAGCCACUUGAGUCCAGAAAGUUGCAGCAGUUACGAGCACAACCGUAGCCCGUACUCGCAGCGUCAACAACAACAACAACAGCAGCAGCAGCAGCAGCAGCACAUUCAGCAGCAACUUGCGCCAAAGCCAAAGAGCUCGCCGAUAAAGACGGCACAGGGUACACCGUCGCCCACGCAACAGCAGCAGCAGCAGCAGCAGCUGCAAUCGUCUUCGCCACAGUUGACCGGGCCGGAACUCGCGAUGAAGGCCAAGAGUCGUGACGCGGCCAAGCACAGGCGCGAAAAGGAGAACCAGGAGUUCAACGAGCUGGCCAAGCUUCUGCCUCUGCCCUCGGCCAUCACCACGCAGUUGGACAAGGCCAGCGUCAUUCGGCUGACCUCGAGUUAUCUCAAGCUGCGCAAUCUCUUUCCCAAUGGUCUCGGUGACGAGUGGGGCGCUCAACCGUCGUCGGGCUGCAACGGCGAGACACAGAUACGCGAGCUCGGCUCGCAUCUGCUCCAGACCAUGGAGGGCUUCAUAUUCGUCAUCGAUCCGGACGGCAAGAUCAUGUACAUAAGCGAGACGGCCAGCGUGCAACUGGGCCUGUCGCAGGUCGAGCUCACCGGCAACAGCAUCUACGAGUACAUCUAUCCGGGAGAUCAUCAAGACAUGAAGAACAUGCUCAACGGCAAUUUCAUACAGCGCGACCCGAUGCCCCAUCCGAACGCCAACGGGGAGAUCGAGAUCCAUCGUUACUUCUUUCUUCGCAUGAAGUGCGUCUUGGCCAAGCGAAACGCCGGGCUCACCUUCAAAGGCUACAAGGUCAUUCACUGUAACGGCUACUUGAAGCUCAAACAGAAACAAGUCAGGGACGAGUACGGCGAGGUGGUCAACUACGAGCUCAUGAACGUGGGUUUGCUCGCUUUGGGACACUCGCUUCCACCGAGUGCCAACACGGAAAUCAAGAUGCAGUCCAACAUGUUCAUGUUCAGAGCCUCGGUCAAAUUCAAGCUCAUUUUCCUUGAUCAAGCUUCCCAACAAUAUACGAACUACGAACCACAAGAGCUGAUCGACAGGACGAUUUAUAAGUACGUGCAUCCUAUGGACGUGACGGUGUUGGAACAAGCACAUAGAUUACUGUUGUUCAAAGGUCAGGUAACGUCACGUUACUACAGAUUCAUGACGCGCGGCGGCGGCUACGUCUGGAUGCAGUCCUACAUGACCUUGGUGCACAAUUCGCGCGCCACCCGCCAGACCUGCAUCGUGGCCGUGAACUACGUUCUCAGCCAGCGGGAAUCGGCCGGCCUCGUGUUCGACGAGCUGCAGCAACUGGAGCCGCUGCCGCCCCCCUCGAGGAGUCCGCCGCGGGCCAGAAACGCGCGUCAGAUCAAUCACAGUCAGCAGCAGCCGCAUCCGGCGCCGCAGCCCCCACCUCCGGCCCAGCCGCAGCCGCAGACUCAUCUGAUGCCGGCUCAAAUGGAACUGCCCGUGGAGAACGACUACGCGCAGGAGGUCGGCGCCAAGCUCGUCGAGGACGAGGACUUUCAUUCGGACAAUUUUCCGUACAUGAUGCAACCCCUGGGUCAGAAUUACCCGAGCACGCCGCCCUCGCACUGCAGCAGCUUCAGCGGCGAUUACCCCUACCCCGGCUACUCGAUGGGAUCGAUGCAGCAGCAGCAGCAACAGAAUUCCUCGCCCAUGUCCAGCCUGCCCUCGUGCAUGCAGAGUCCGAGCAACAACGGUCUGCAGUCGAUGCAGCAGCAAUUCCAGCAGCAGAGCCCGCCGCUGGUUCAGCAGCUGAAGCAGAGCCCACCGCCGCAUCUGAGCUCGCCGCACUCCCAGCAGAUGAGUCCCACCGGCAUGCAGCAGAUGCAGCCGAGCCCACCGAGUCUGCAACAGAUGCAGCCGAGUCCCGCGAGCGUCCACGGGAUGCAGCCCAGCCCGCCGAGUAUGCAGCAAAUGCAGCCGAGCCCCCCGAGCAUGACGCCGGUGCAGCCGAGUCCGCAGAGCUUGCAGCAGAUGCAGCCCAGUCCCUCGAGCAUGCAACGAGUGCAGCCGAGUCCUCAGAGUCUGCAGUCGUAUCAGCAACAGAGUCAGCAGAUGCAGCAGCAGCAGCAGUUCCAACACAGCCCAUUGGCACAGGCGCAGCAACACAGUCCGUCGCAGAUUCAGCAGCACGAGUACCAGAGAGCCUUUUCGGCCUCGCCGAGCACUUGCGGUAGCUCCGAGGCUUGCGACGCUCAGAUGAAGACCUGCUACAACAACAAUGGCUAUCAGGCCGCGGAGAUGAAUCCGCAGGUGGCCAGCAUCGACGCGAGUGCAGCCAUGUUCUCAAACUUUAGCAACUACGUUCAGGACGAGUUCAGUAACGCGACCAUGCAGUUGAAUUACAACGGAUUCAGCUAUGACGGCUCCUCGGACGGCAGCGGCAUAAAUUACGGCAACGCGAACGCGAGUCAGCAGACUAGUGGUGCGUGCGCCAAAAUUCAACAACAGCAGCAGCAGCAGCUGCCUCUCACGCAGCUUCAGCACCAGCAGCAACAGCAUCAACACGAACAGCACCAGCAGCAACAGCAGAACCUGCAGCAGCUCCAGUGCAACGGGCACGAUUUGAACAUGUCGUUCUUCGGCGCGCCGCAGCAGUACAGUCCGAAUUCGAUGAUGCCGUCGCAGCAUCAGCAAUUCGUCCACUGAUAACAAUCGGUCGUUCUCGACCUCGUCGUCUUCGUCGACAAAUUUGAACUUGUCAUUGACAAUCGCGAAACGAGCCCCGAGAAGCUCCUCUUCGUCGAUGUCGACCGUAACGCCCAUGCGUUCUAGUCUGUGAUCAUCAUUGUUUUAUGAACUUUAUUAGAUAAUAAUAUAAAAUAAUGCGCUCCGAGAAGCACACGAGAAUGAACGCAAAUGUUCAAAACGAAUGUACGAAUGUACGAAUGAAUGUUGUAUGAAUGAGUUGAUGUAGUCUCAAUUAAUUCUGCGAAUUUCAAGUUUGCGUCGUUGAUCGCCAGAGCAAAAUUGAAUUCUUUGAAUGAUACAAAAACCAAAAAAAAUCAAAUGAUAAGAUCAUCACGAAAAAACGUUUUAACUUUAAAACCUGUGAUUAAACACUUUGAACUUGAAAUUCCUAUUGUAGAAAAAAUGUUAAAAUAAGUGUGACUUUUGUAAAUAUUAUGAAAAAUUAUUAUAAGGACGAAUAGCUCUAGACUUUAGACUUUUUAGAACUGUCGUUAAAAAUUUAAUUAUAAUAUGUGUUGACUUUGCAUUUCGGAAUUCGUAUACAAUUCCACAAGGCUCACAUUCCAUUUAGAAUAAAAAUCAAAGGGAAUAACAAGUAUACCUUUUGAACAAAUGUAAAUAAAUUGCUGUGGAACGAAAUCGACGAAACUGUUGUCCACAAUUGUUAUAAUGAA
This is a messenger RNA of Trichogramma pretiosum, 3943 nucleotides long. It is a transcript of the gene sim, whose product is annotated as protein single-minded. The record is from RefSeq and is a predicted model, not a curated record. NCBI's taxonomy places the organism in Eukaryota, Metazoa, Arthropoda, Insecta, Hymenoptera, Trichogrammatidae. Gene Ontology annotation, biological process: regulation of transcription by RNA polymerase II. The transcript has 6 exons. Bases 192 to 3227 code for a protein of 1011 amino acids. Gene Ontology annotation, molecular function: DNA-binding transcription factor activity, RNA polymerase II-specific; RNA polymerase II transcription regulatory region sequence-specific DNA binding; protein dimerization activity.